Molecule: messenger RNA, 1303 nt
Organism: Oryzias latipes (Japanese medaka)
Lineage: Eukaryota; Metazoa; Chordata; Actinopteri; Beloniformes; Adrianichthyidae
Source: RefSeq, a predicted model, not a curated record
AUGAAGAGACAGAAUCAACAUCAACUACAGAUGAAGAGACGGACCCACAGAACAUAGAUCAGAGGAAGAGAAGAGACAGAAGACAUGUCCAAAGUGUGGACAGCUCUCACAUGUCAGAAAGUCAGUGUGACACAGAUGUUAGAAAAAAUCCCAAGAAGACUAAUCUGGGUAAGAAAUACAAACAAUCUCCAAAAGAAGAGAGACUUUCCUCUAUCAGGUCUGGUAAAAACUCAAGAAUGAUUCAAGAUAAGCGAUUUUCUUGUAAGGAAUGUAAUAAAAGUUUUAGUCGCAGAUCUAGUCUCAAAAGACACAUGAGAACUCACACAGGAGAAAGGCCCUUUUCGUGUAAAGAAUGUAAGAAAAGCUUUAGUCGUAUAUCUCAUCUCAAAACACACAUGAGAGCUCACACAGGAGAAAAGCCUUUUCUUUGUAAAGAAUGUAAUAAAAGUUUUAGUCAAAUAUCUCAUCUCAAAACACACAUGAGAGCUCACACAGGAGAAAAGCCUUUUUUUUGUAAAGAAUGUAAAAAAAGUUUUCGUGAUGUAUCUGAUCUCAAAAAACACACGAGAAUUCACACAGGAGAAAAGCCUUUUUCUUGUAAAGAAUGUAGAAAGAGUUUUAAUCAAAUAUCUCAUCUCAAAGCACACAUGAGAACUCACACAGGAGAAAAGCUUUUUUCAUGUAAAGAAUGUAAAAAAAGUUUUAAUCAUUUAUCUCAUCUCAAAAGACACACGAGAGCUCACACAGGAGAAAAGCCUUUUUCUUGUAAAGAAUGUAAAAAAAGUUUUCGUGAUGCAUCAGCUCUCAAAACACACACGAGAACUCACACAGGAGAAAAGCCUUUUUCUUGUAAAGAAUGUAAAAAAAGUUUUAGUCAUGUAUCUCAUCUCUACACACACAUGAGAACUCACACAGGAGAAAAGCCUUUUUCUUGUAAAGAAUGUAAAAAAAGUUUUAGUCAUGUAUCUCAUCUCUACACACACAUGAGAACUCACACAGGAGAAAAGCCUUUUUCUUGUAAAGAAUGUGAUAAAAGUUUUAGUCAAAUAUCUCAUCUCAAAAGACACAUGAGAACUUGUAAGACUUUUUCUUGACAAUGUAAGGAUUUAGUUUAAACUCUAAAUUCUAAACUUUUCCAAUAAGGGGUCAACCUCUCACCUCUGUACCACAGCAGAAGACUUUAUUUUACAGGGGGAAAAGUUCUGUAGCUCAGAAAAAUUAAAUAUUUAAAAAAAGUUUUUAAUGCUCAAAACUUCUUCAGUAUUCUAAUGAACUUCAUAGCAACCUGAGCUUUCAUUUCAUU